GUGCGCGGGGAGCGGUUCCGGGUCGUGGCGCCGCUCGGGGUCACAGGGCUGCUGCUUGGCCGGCCGGCGGUGCUAGCGGCGGGGGCAUGAGGGCGAGCCCGGAAAGCGGUAGCUGAGCCGGCGGGGAGGAACGCCAGCCCCCGAGGAUCCCGAGAGCGCGGAGCUCGGGGUUGGGGGCCGGGAGGCGCGGGGAAGCCGGGCCCGCUCCUCAGGAACGUGUCCCGGGGCCGACCCGGCCCGUAGUGUGGCAGCAGCUUCAGGUAGGUGAACCUGUGAAACAAUAUGAAGAGGAGAAAAUAGCAUUUUAAAGAAAUUGGUCCACAGAAAGGAUGGCCUUCUUGGACAAUCCAACUAUCAUUCUAGCUCAUAUUCGACAGUCACAUGUGACCAGUGAUGACACAGGAAUGUGUGAGAUGGUUCUCAUUGAUCAUGAUGUUGACCUAGAGAAGAUUCAUCCUCCUUCAAUGCCUGGAGACAGUGGGUCAGACAUUCAGGGAAGCAAUGGUGAGACUCAGGGCUACGUAUAUGCCCAGUCAGUUGAUAUUACCUCAAGUUGGGACUUUGGUAUUAGAAGACGCUCAAACACAGCUCAAAGAUUAGAACGGCUUCGAAAAGAGAGACAAAACCAGAUCAAAUGCAAAAAUAUUCAAUGGAAAGAAAGAAAUUCUAAGCAAUCAGCCCAGGAAUUAAAGUCACUGUUUGAAAAAAAGUCCCUCAAAGAGAAACCUCCAAUUUCUGGAAAGCAGUCAAUGUUAUCUGCACGCCUGGAACAGUGCCCUCUGCAGCUGAAUAACCCCUUUAAUGAAUAUUCCAAAUUUGAUGGCAAGGGCCAUGUGGGUACAACAGCAACUAAGAAGAUUGACGUCUACCUCCCCCUGCACUUGAGCCAGGACAGACUGAUGCCCAUGACCGUGGUGACAAUGGCCAGCGCCAGGGUGCAGGACCUGAUUGGGCUCAUCUGUUGGCAGUACACUAGUGAAGGACGGGAACCGAAGCUCAAUGACAAUGUGAGCGCCUACUGCCUGCACAUUGCUGAAGACGAUGGUGAGGUUGACACAGACUUCCCCCCGCUGGAUUCCAACGAGCCCAUUCAUAAGUUCGGCUUCAAUACUUUGGCCUUGGUUGAAAAGUAUUCAUCUUCUUGUCUGAUCCCCAAAGAGUCCCUCUUCGUUCGAAUAAAUGCUGCUCAUGGAUUCUCCCUUAUUCAGGUGGACAACACAAAGGUCACCAUGAAAGAAAUCUUGCUAAAGGCAGUGAAGCGAAGAAAAGGAUCCCAGAAAAUUUCAGACCUCCUCCCCUCCUCCUGCCCCUUUGAUCUUCCAGGCCCUCAGUACCGCCUGGAGAAGCAGAGCGAGCCCAAUGUCGCCGUGGACCUGGAGAGCACUUUGGAGAGCCAGAGCGCGUGGGAGUUCUGCCUGGUCCGCGAGAACAGUUCAAGGGCAGACGGGGUUUUCGAGGAGGAUUCGCAGAUUGACAUCGCCACCGUGCAGGAUAUGCUCAGCAGCCACCACUACAAGUCCUUCAAAGUCAGCAUGAUUCACAGACUCCGCUUCACCACCGACGUCCAGUUAGGUAUCUCUGGAGACAAAGUAGAGAUAGACCCGGUGACGAAUCAGAAAGCCAGCACGAAGUUUUGGAUUAAGCAGAAACCCAUCUCAAUCGAUUCUGACCUGCUCUGUGCCUGUGACCUUGCCGAGGAGAAAAGCCCCAGUCACGCGAUAUUCAAGCUCACUUAUCUAAGCAAUCACGACUACAAACACCUCUACUUCGAAUCCGAUGCUGCUACCGUCAAUGAAAUCGUGCUCAAGGUGAACUAUAUCCUGGAAUCGCGAGCGAGCACUGCCCGGGCUGACUAUUUUGCUCAGAAACAAAGAAAACUGAACAGACGCACAAGCUUCAGCUUCCAGAAGGAGAAGAAAUCGGGGCCGCAGUGACAGCGUCCCCCGCCCGCCUGCCAGGGCCCACCGCGGGCCACUGUGCGCCUGCAGCCCUGAAGCGGAGCCAGGGGGGCGGCUGGGGGUCCGCAGUGCGACGGGGCGGCCCGGCCGUCCCCAGGGUGUACAUAGCCAUGCAGACACGUCCUUGCAACUUGAUCAAAUUUCUUAAACGAAGAACAAAAUGUACAUUUCUUUUUUUUCCUUUUAAUAAACAGGUGUACUCUUUA
This is a messenger RNA of Sorex fumeus (smoky shrew), 2164 nucleotides long. It is a transcript of the gene MAPKAP1, whose product is annotated as MAPK associated protein 1. The coding region runs from base 330 to 1934 and encodes 534 amino acids. NCBI's taxonomy places the organism in Eukaryota, Metazoa, Chordata, Mammalia, Eulipotyphla, Soricidae. Gene Ontology annotation, molecular function: phosphatidylinositol-4,5-bisphosphate binding. Gene Ontology annotation, cellular component: cytoplasm; TORC2 complex; plasma membrane. The record is from RefSeq and is a predicted model, not a curated record. Gene Ontology annotation, biological process: TORC2 signaling. The transcript is spliced from 12 exons.